Molecule: messenger RNA, 4076 nt
Organism: Mizuhopecten yessoensis (Yesso scallop)
Lineage: Eukaryota; Metazoa; Mollusca; Bivalvia; Pectinida; Pectinidae
Exons: 18
Coding region: 281-2521 (746 amino acids)
Molecular function (GO): protein binding
Source: RefSeq, a predicted model, not a curated record
GUAAGAUGAAACGGUAAAAUCAAACUUGUUACUUACGCGAUUUUAUGGUGCUCCUGUUUGAGCUCGUUAUUGAGACAUGUUUCCCUUCUGAGCCCCAAAUAUUUGGUUUAGUUGUUAGAGUUACCUCCCCUACAAGGUUGCUGAAGCUGAUCAAUAGUUGUGUGAUGAUGCUGCGCCAAUAUAGAAAUAUUUUCCGAGACCAGACAGAAAACACACCAAGAGAUCUGAUAGAAACAGGUGAGGGAUACAGGCCCAAUGUGCCUCAUGUGUGAGACAUGAAAUGUAUUUGCCAAAGAAGAUGAGUGUCCUGGAGGCGACUGAUCAGCUUUGUCCGGACCAGUUGCUCAUGCUGACUGAUGAUAUCAAGGAUGGCGUCGUAAAGUACCCUGCCUUGUAUCAUCAUGUUGUGGAUGCGUUGUGUCUUCGACCCAAAUCUCACAAGGAGGCUGCACAGAUCGUCUACAUACUCCGUAACUAUGGUUACACCGUCAAUCACACAGAUAAGAGUGGUUCCACCCCUCUACUGAGAUAUAUGCAGUCAUGUGAUUUGGUCGAGGCCGAUGUGGUGGAAGCCAUGUUGAGAUGCAAUACUGAUGUCUUCAUUAGAAAUGAGAACAAUACCAGUGCCUAUGAAGAAGCCAGGAAGCCCCAUAUCACUCUGUCAAUCAAGGCGCUGUUUGCUAGGUAUAUGCCUGGGAUUUGGAGGGCUAUUGCAGCUGACGAAGUACACCAAGUGCGUUUCCUUGUCAACCAGUGGUGCCGCGUGGAUGUGGAACAGGAAGGUAAGAGCUUGCUGCACCUUGCAUUUGAUGUAGGAACAGAAAACAUCAUAGGAAUUAUCAGCGGAAUCCACACCUCCAUGGCUCUAGCACAUGGAGUACUAGCUGGUGAUGUAAAGUAUGUGGAGAACUUACUGAGCAAGGAAAGGACCAUAAAUGUUAACCUCAAAAACAUGGGAGAUGGAGGGACGACCCCACUGUACUAUGCUGCCCUCCAAAACAACACAGAGAUUGUUAGGCUACUGUUAUCGAUGGGAGCACGAGUACACUGCACCAUAACAACGGCGGACAAGACGGACCUGCCCCUGCUGUUUGCUCUGAUGUUGGAAUACCCACAAGUCCAUGCGUCCACUCUCCAACUACUCAUUCCACAGACUCCCGUCCACGUGGAGACUCUUCACUACAAGGGUAAAAACAUCCUAUUCCACUGUGUUGACUGUGAUAUAGACUCAUCGGUUGUGGCAGCCAUCUUGGAUGUGUCAUCAGCUGCCAUGGUUACCGCUAGGGAGGAGAGUGGGCUAACAGCUAGAGAGUAUGCAGAAAAAGAAGGAUGCAGUGCUGUUGUAGAGGUCAUUGACAAGUUUGUGUAUAACUGGUGGACAGACAAGUCCAAUGACAAAAACAGGAAAUUACUGGCACUUCACAGCUACUACCCGAUCCCAACAGUCAGUAAGAUCCUAUCACUGGAUGAUGUUGGUAACCAUGACAACCACCACGGUGAGGUCAGGGAGGAACUGCUUUCUUCUUCCCUCACACAGUACCAGCGACACAUCUGUAAAUUCCACCAAGCCCUGGAACUGGAGGAUGAGGAACAGGUCCACAAUGACGUCACCUACUUUGGUUGUGACAGUUUCCAAGAGUUCAUGUGUGACAGUCGCCCACAGGGAGAAGGUCAGCCAGCACUACACAAGGUUGUUUUGAGAAGGAAUGCUGAGCUUACACAGUUGCUUGCAGAAACUCUUGUCUACAAGCAGGGCUGUCGUCUGGACUCGGUCAGGGACCAGUUUUUCAGGACAGCCCUACACUAUGCCUAUGCAGUUGAGGACAAUAAAGCCAUAGUGGACAUCCUGGUUGACCAUGGAGCCUCCGACUUCUCUAUGGACAAGGAUGGCCGUUCACCUUUAGCCUUCAAGGAUCGUCGUGAGCUGGCGGAGAUGAGGGACCUACUACAUUAUCAGCUGAUCCAGGAUUUUGACCAGCCUGAGCCAGACCCCUGGUCAUCUCCCUUGCCUAUCCCAAUCAUUGGAUACAUCAGGAACUGUGGCCAUGCUCAACAUGCUUCCAACAGCCUGACCCGCAAACUAAAUCAAUCAGAUGGCCGCCGCCAAGUGUCUGCUGCCAUCCUAGAAAAAACCUCGACUCAAAACAGAAAAAUGUUUGCAAUCAAAGACCAAGGCCAAGCUGAUCAGCAUCUAGUCUUACAGUCAAAGCCAGCAACCGAUUCUCAGACUGCCAAAUUCUUCAAUGUUUCUGAAAACAAAUUUGAUUCAUCUGCAAAUUCCAGUCGCAUGACAUUUUCUGACUUUGAAUUGGAGUAUUGCAAUGAUGGUGAUUACAUUGUUGAACCAGACAGGUCUGAGACUCGAUAUGAUAAAGUGGAAUCUAGAUAUGUGAUAGAUGAUGAUGAUGAUGAUGAUGAUGAUGAUAUAGACUUGUCAUCAGAUGAUGAGUUUUUGGAUGAUGAAGAAGAACUGGUCGAGGAGGAGUCGAGAAGACAAGGACAUAUAUGCAUAAUACUUUAAAAUGUUUAGAUCUACAGUUCAACUGAGCUGAAUCCGUCCAUCGAAUUCUCAAAAACUGGCUGGUACAACAUCAGUAGGACAAAUGUAUCACAGCUGGUUCAGCUGUUAAAGCUAUCGGGCUCAAAGAGAAGCUUUAUGAGACAAUUUGGGAGAAAACUUUUCUUUAUGUAACAGCUUCAAUGUUGUAUUAUGUAUGACCUAGGCAUAAAGAUAAAUUUUGCUCCAAAAGAGACACAAAGACGAGGGAAACACCAAUGCAAAGGGGUCAAGUGUCUUGUUUUCCAUUGAAAUUGACAAUAUCUUCCUUAUCCAUAAAUACUUAUACAAAUGCGACAGAUGCAAUUCUGGUUACGCUGUGCACAAGUCUAAAUGUCUGGGCUCUAUGGAGAUAAAAACAACCCUGGCUAGCUGCCUACAAUUUUGAACAUUUUUUUAUCCAUUGCACUACAGUGCACUACAGUGCACUAGUAACACGGCACAAAGUGCCAAUCAGUGUACUGUGAUACAACCACUAUACAAGGGUGCCUUGUACAGUGGGUUGUACUCCAGUGUACUGAUCUGAUAGACACAUCCGUACUGUGGCUGUACUAAGGUGUACUGGUCAACACUUUUGCACAGUGGUUGUACUAAGGUGUACUGGUAAGCACUAAUGCACAGUGGUUGUACUAAGGUGUACUGGUAAGCACUAUUGCACAGUGGUUGUACUAAGGUGUACUGGUAAGCACUAUUGCACAGUGCUUGUACCACAGUAUAAACACAUCAGUUUGUGGUCAUUUGUCAAAUUUAUUAUGCUAUAUUACAUAUAACUGUGAUUUUCAGAUCUUAAGUUUAAUCUGUAAAAUUUGUUGUUACAGUAAUGUACAUCAUAUAUAUUAUUCGGAAUUACUUAUAAAAGUAUAUAUAUAUAUAAAUAGUAGUAGUACAAGUCUCCACUUACCGGUAACUAUUGGCAUCAGUUUCACAUACGCUCAAAUUAAGUAUUCCUCAACUUAAAUGUUUUCCUUAGAAAAGCGAUAUUGAAGUACAGAAAUGCUUUGCUGAAGUUAAGGACAUUUCACAAGUUAAGAAGCAUACAUUAAACUGGGGUCCGAUAUAUUUAAGGAUGCCUUCCUGUCCAUAUUUAAUAUAUUGAAGCAUUAUAUUAUCAUGCUUGUUAUGAAUUUAAAAUGUCUAAAUAAAUACAGAGGGCAAUCUCAUCAUUUUUAUAUGAACUGUACCAGGGCCAUUUGAUUGUCCGUGUGGAUACUUGACAAGUUAACUUCGACAUUUAUGCGAUAGGUUGUAACUACAUAUGUAUAGGAUUUGCCUGUUGCCCAAUUCCUUUUGUAUGCAAGACCUAUACAAUUAAAUAUUCUGAAAUGAAAUGAAAAUUUCUGUGAUAUGUUUAAGUUACAUGUAAUUUGUUGUACAAUAAAAGAAAAUUGAUGCAUGUAACCUUUAUAUUAUCAAAUGUACAUACUUGCAAACUCUCCCAAUUUAGGAAGGAGACUCCCGAUUUUGGACCCUAAAAUUGAGCACUUUCAACCAGUGAAUUUGCUAAACUAUUCCUAUAUUC